GUCACAGGCAGAUGCUUCGGUGACAAGGACUUCAGGGGAGGCCUGGAGAAUGGGAUCCUGCUGUGCGAGUUGCUGAGCUCCAUCAAACCUAGCGUGGUGAAGAAAAUCAACAGAUUACCCACUCCCAUCGCUGGCCUGGACAACCUGAGUGUGUUCCUGCGUGGCUGUGAGGAGCUGGGACUGAAGGGCUCUCAGCUGUUUGACCCCGGGGACCUGCAGGACACCUCGACACGCCCCAAAGCCAAGGUUGCCGACUCCAGCAGGAAGCUGACGAAUGUUUUGAUUACCAUAUACUGGCUGGGCCGGGCUGCCAACAGCUGCACCUCCUAUAACGGGCCCACACUUGACCUGAAGGAGUUCGAAGGCCUGCUGUCACAGAUGCGAAAGGAGGCGGAGGAAACGGAGAGCCCCCAACGCAGCAUACGGGACAGCGGCUACAUUGACAGCUGGGACUCGGAGCGCAGCGACUCGCUCUCCCCACCUCGCCACGGCCGAGAGGACUCCUUCGACAGCCUGGACUCGUUCGGGUCACGCUCCAGACAGACGCCCUCGCCGGACGUACUGGUCACCCGCGGCAUCGGCAGUGAUGGCCGCGGCAGCGACUCAGAGUCCGACGUCGGACCCCACGGGGGCAGGAAGCUGCCGGACGUGCGCAAGGAUGACAUGCUGGCACGGCGGACCUCGGUGAGCGAGCCCAGAGUGAUGGUGCCCUUCAACCAGUACCUGCCCAACAAGAGCAAUGCCAGUGGCUACGUGCCCACACCGCUGCGCCGGAAGAGGGGCGACCGUGAGGGUCGGGAGGAGGACGGUGGCAGAGGGGGCGGGGGCGGCCGCAAGAGCUGGAGUACCGCCACCUCGCCCAUAGGAAGCAAUAGACCCUUCAGAUUCAGUCACAGAGCUGCUAGUAUAUCAGAUGAUCCAGAGAGUGUGAGUAUGAUUGACAUGCGCUGUGAGGAUGACGCCAGCUUGCCGCAACACAGCCAGGUGCGCCACGAGCUCAUGCACAACCAGUACAACAUGAUGAAGGAGGAAGAGGACCACUGGCAGGACGACCUAGCCCGGUGGAAGAGUCGCAGGAGAAGCGUCUCCCAGGACCUGAUCAAGAAGGAGGAGGAGAGGAAGAUGAUGGAGAAGCUGAUGACGGGCGAGGGAGGGGCCAUUUCUCAGAGGAGGAAGAGUAUCAAGACCUACCGGGAGAUCGUGGAGGAGAAGGAACGUCGUGAGAACGAGCUCCGCGAGGCCUACCAGUCGGCCCGCACCCCUGAGGAGGCAGCGUCGGUCCUCCACCGCUACGCCCAGCGCUUCACCAUCAGCGAAGCGGUGCUGGAGCGCCUGCAACUGCCCAAGCUGCUGGACAGGAGCGUCUCUGAAGAUCCCACCACUGCCGCCAGCACACGUCUCCCCCUCACCCCCACCUCCCGUUCUCCCAACUCAACCGGCCCGGAAGAAGAUCCAAAUGGUCCUCUGAAGUACCUGAGGCAGCAGUCGCUCCCGGCACCCAAGUUUACUGUCACCGUCGAGGCCCAAGUGGCGGGGUUCCCCCAGGGUCAGUCUCAUCGCCCCCAGAUUCAGUCACGCACUCCUGAACCAAACCCCUCUAUCCAGGCUGCCUCGCCUAAAUCUGUUCCUUUGCUGACGCCCAAGCCUUACAUCCAAUCCAAGGGCACGCAGAUGCUGGCGGGACCCAAGCCAGGCAAGGUGGACGGCUUGCUGCGAGUGAACGGCGACAUGGGAAACGAUGAGGUCACCACUCCAGAGAGCGACGGAAGAACCUCCCCUGUACGGUUCUACCCUUCCACUGCCACGCCUACAGCCUCCUCCGACCCUUCCGACACACCCCCAUGUGUGGCCACUCCCCCACCCACACAUAGCCCCUCCCCCAGGGCGAGCCCAUUAACAGCCAUGACAACUGUGGCACAGGGUGGCACAAGCACCGCAGUGCCACCUUCUUCAGUGCCAGGAGAAGGUGAUGCCCAGGAGAAGAGUAACGCACAGGAGUCCAUCCCACCUAGCCGGCCCACCUCACUGCCCUCGGAGCUGCAGAGCACAGAGAGCAUUGUGGAGGCGGGAGGCAGGUCUGCUGCAGGCCCACUGAAGGAUGGGGAGCCCAACACAGCAGCGGCUGCAGUACAGUCCUCUCCAGCUACAGAGUCACAACACGCUACCAAGGAACAAACAGAAGUGUGUACGAAUGCCACAGCGACCAGACCGAAUGCCACAGUCCCCUGUCCUGUUCAAUCAGAGCACGCAACACAGCAAGCUCAGCCAAUGACUGCACAGGUCAGUGAGCCCAGCCUGGAAUUGUCUCAGAGUGCAGAGGAAGUUGCUGCCUUGGCUGAUCCAGGACCUGUCAGAAACAAACCGCCAUGUGAGGCACCCACAACAGAGGGGGAAGAGCCGAAGCGUGGGAAAGUGCCGGUCACUCAGGUGUCAUCCCCGGUAGUGAUUCAGGCAAAGCGGGGUGACCGCUGGGCUUGGGACCCAGAUGAGGAGCGAAAGCGUCAGGAAAGGUGGCAGCAAGAGCAGGAGCGCAUGCUUCAGGAGAAGUACCAGCGUGAGCAGGAGAAGCUGAAACAGGAGUGGGAGCGAGCGCAAAGAGAGGUGGAAGAGGAGGAGAGGCGGUACCAUGAGGAGGAGCGCAGGAUACUAGAAGAGACUGUGGCCCCCCUGACCCCCCCCUCCUGCAACUUGCCCUCCCCCAUCCGGGGUGACGCCCCCACACCAACGGACCCCCAGGACACCAUCGUCCGGUCGCUGGCCGACUGGGAACGCAAGCAGGAGCUGCUGGAGAGGCAGGGGGGGAACACAGAGAGUGUGGAAUGGAAACGACAAGACAACGACAGGAGUAGUGACAUCAGCACAGCGUCCAGAGAUGAGAGCCUGAAAACAGCAGUUAGCUCGAUCAGCCAGAACAGCAGUCAGACAGACAAGCUGGCUCCGAGUCUGAAGAACGGUCAAAGAGCACCACCCGCCAUGGCCCUGCCCCAGCCCCCCAACAAGAAACAACAUCCAGAGGUCUUACUAGACUGCACCAAACCCAGCCAGCAGACGCCCUCUCGGGACAGGAGGUGUGGCUCUAUUGAAACCAUGGGGCCCAGUCCAUUAAAGUCACCCACCACAUGCCCAUCCGACAUGCCCCCAUCUCCAAACAGGUCAGUGAGUGGUAAGAAGCUGUGCUCCAGUUGCGGCCACCCUCUGGGCAAAGGGGCAGCCAUGAUCAUUGAGACCCUCAGCCUUUACUUCCACAUCCAGUGCUUUAAGUGUGGGGUCUGUAAGGGGCAGCUGGGUGACACCACCACAGGGACAGACGUGAGGAUUCGGAACGGCCUCCUCAACUGCCACCAGUGCUACAUCCGAUCCCGCUCAGCCGGCCAGCCAACCACAUUGUGACGACAUUGGGAAAGCACAAGGAUUACGGAGAAAUUGUCUCCCUUCUCCCUUUUUCUCCAGUAAUCGACAUAUGCGUGGAAUGUGUCUUGUCUGUCAAGGCCUAUGUUGGGAUUUUUGCAAUAUCUGCAAUUCACAUCCCAUGACUUUAUUGAAAUGGGCCAAAAUAUUCCUGACCUUGGGAAAUUGUGUGUGCAUUGAAUAUUAGUGACUGAUCGUUGUAGUUGCCCUAUGGAUUAUAUUGACCCUGUAUGAUUACAGCUCAGAGGUUCUCAUUUCCUCGUUUCUAUAUGCACCCACAAGCCCUUGUGAAGAUGGCGGCCAUUUUGAUUCUGAGCUCUGAUACUGUAAAUUUGGUGUAGACAGUAUGACAGCCUCCAUCACUUCCAAACUGAAUAGGAAACUCCUGAAAAUACCAAUGCAAUGAAAUCCAACAAACUGAGUUUGGGACUUAGACUAAAUAUUUGUUAAUAAGAAAAACCUUUUCUUUGAAUCUCUUGUACGGAGGUUGUUAGAUAGGCCUUGUUAGUCUUUCGUUUGUAACUUCAGCUUUUCAUUUGUUCCUUUAAGAAGGUUGUCAAGAUUUCGAAUUAAAGUGUCAAGUAUUGUAAUAGAAGUGUAUUCCAUUUUGAUGACUUGAGGUCUUUAGGGGUUAUUUCUUGAUGGUCAGCAAAAGUCUUAGAAGAGCCAGAUUUUUUCCUCCUGAUUUAGAUUUUUGCUGAAAUCCCAAUUAAUCCAAACUCUGGUUUAAAUUCUGGGAGUAAAAUUGUUUUUCUGCCUUUCUUAUAUUUACAGGAAGCUCGAAAAUUGGCUGUUUAUCUUUUAUUUAUUCCCUAUUGCUUUAGUAGCCUACUGGAUUUAAAAAAAUAUACCGUGCUGUUACUAGGAUAUACAUUACCGUAACAUCGCACUUUGGCCUGAAAAGGUCAUCCUUUUCUCUCUUUCUUUGCUCGAAACAAAUAUCCGCUUACAAAGUUAGAUGUACUUGAUUUUAGAGCAAUAACAGGAACUGGUGCAUGUGAACUGGUUGCGCUUGUGGAGGUUAACAAUUGUCAUUAGUACGGAUGUAUGCUACUGUACUAAACCAUUCGGUUUCCUCUUAACCCAAUUCUCUUUAGGAAUUCCACGCUUGAAAUGUUAUAAAACAUGUGCCUUAGGUAAGCAGGUGAUUGCACACGCCAGGGAAGGGAACCCAAUUACGGUGUCCACUUAAGUAUGACUGGUAAGAAUGGGAGGUAUUUGUCCAUUUGAGUAUGAUUGGGUAGGUUAGGAGGUUUUUGUCGAAAUAGUGCUAAAACACAGAGGACACUGCACCAGGACUUAAAAUCGCCCACUCCAAUUUUUUGUUGUUGAUAUCCCCCUUUAUUUUUUGCUCAUGUCAUAGCCUACCAAACCUUCCAUUGUUUUCUCAUGAUUUCGUGAUUUGCGGUGAUAGUCUUUACAAUUUAAAACGGAAUUUAGAAUAUAUCUAAGACACACGGUGGAAAUAUUUCAUAUCAGCCAGUUGCAAGAACAAAAAUGCCAUUGUUUUUUAAUUGUGUUUCCGAAUGUUUUUAUUGUAUUAUAAUGAGUCUACAUGCCUCUCCCUGUUGACAGUGGUGACGAUGUUGGUAAAUGCUCAGCAAUAGAAUACCAUUUUCAACACAAAAAAAUAAUAAUCAUUAGGCCUACUUGUUGCAUUGUGAAAUUAUGGCUAAAAUGUUCUUACCAGCAGUUGCACGUGAGUAACAUUUGUUUGGAUAUAAACUAAAGACCAGUGCCAGCAGUUGGAGAAAUUAUACCAGUUGUGGAUAUAUGUUAAAAUGGACGUAGGCCUAUUCCAAAUCAUUUGCUAUGUCGAAAUAAAUCCAUAGCUUACUCUUAUAUCGGAUGUAUGAUCCAUUCUCAAAUGUAGCUUACAACUUUGCCCGUCUGGGUACAUUUUUCUGACAUACUGUAUUUUUAAGCUUCGGUUCUGAUUGUGUCUUUUUUACUUUUACUUAGGAAAUGAAUCAAUCCCGGCUAAUUCUGCAGGGGGGCAUCUUUGAGACAGAAAUAGCGAUAUUGUCUUAGCAGGAUGAAUAGCUUGGGAAUUAUAUUUUAUGUCUAAGUUCUGUAUUUAUUGUAAUAUUCACCUGAACACUAUCCGAAUAUAGAUACAUGUGAUGUUCAAAUGCAAUGGCUUUAUAGUAUACUGUAUGUUUAUAAAUAAAAUGUAACAAAAAAAUGGACUUGUGGGUGUCUGUAGUUAUGAU
Molecule: messenger RNA, 5621 nt
Organism: Salvelinus namaycush (lake trout)
Lineage: Eukaryota; Metazoa; Chordata; Actinopteri; Salmoniformes; Salmonidae
Product: LIM and calponin homology domains-containing protein 1-like
Exons: 25
Coding region: 379-3390 (1003 amino acids)
Biological process (GO): positive regulation of stress fiber assembly; regulation of focal adhesion assembly
Cellular component (GO): stress fiber
Molecular function (GO): myosin II head/neck binding
Source: RefSeq, a predicted model, not a curated record